AUGGCUGGCGGUUAUUUUGAUCUACCGAUAUCUUCCUCUUCCAGGCGAUCAAGCCUUACUGAUACAUCUGGAGGAGACAGCAGAAGUCCCCCAGGGCCGCGUGUACCUCCUGCUUCACCCCUAGUGACCCCCAAUGAGGGUUUCCCAGAACGGCCGAUGGAGCCUGGCGGAGCCCAGGGCAAGCAUCGGAAUGCAGGUAUUCUCAAGAGCGCGAACCGUGUCAAGUUCACAGUCAGUGAGGCAGGGAUUCAUGAGAGCCCGGUCCUAUCAACGUCACAGGUCCGGUACGAGGGAAGGGGCUCCUCAUUGCCACAAAGGCCGUUGCCCAUCGCCAACAUUCCUUCGUCAGAGAGAGUAUCGGCUGAACCCCACUCCUUACCCUUAGUGGAUAUCGGCUCCAGCUACCCUGCGGGGGUCACAGGUCAUUCGAGGGUUAGCUCUCCGGGGAUCGCUGGAGCUGAUGAAGUCAAUAAUGAGAAGGGUAGGGCUAUCCAUUCAGCACAGGAGAGAGCCCAGCGACUGGCAUCCCUUUUGGGUCGUUCCAAGUCCCCCAGCUUGAGCCCGUGGCCGAGCGUGCCGUCAUCUAUUGCAUCAACUCCCACAGAGGUGUCUCAACCUAUAGAGGAUGGCGACGACAUUCCCAUGAUAAAGCUCCCUGAAAAGCAAUACGCCGACUGUUUUGACGAAGACGAAGAGUAUGAUCUAGUUGAUGGACAGCAGCAAACCCGCACCUCUGAGGCUCACCAUCUCGUACAACAAAUGACUCGCAAAGAUUUUAACGUUUUAAACCGCAUCCGUGCUCCAUCCCCUGGACUCCGGUCGGGACAGGUUACCCCCAUCGAAGAAAGGGACCCUGAUGCUUACGUGCAGCGCCCUACCCACUACCGCGGCGGUAUUCUCUCCUCCCUCCUGAAACUCUACGAACAACCUAGCAGCUACCCGCGCGGCCGUUAUGGACACUCCCGCCAUAGUAGCUCUGGGGAUCUAACUGGACGCGGCCUCUCCCCGGACCCGGGCUGGCGUUUCCAGCGCCCGAGAAAGUGGUAUGAGAAAUCCCCAAGCCAGUCCAACACCUCCCUUUCCGGCUCGACCGCCAAAAACUCGACUAGCUCGCCCAUUGCGAUGCUCAAGCGCUCCCGCAGCAGUGGUGCGGUCCCCGGAAUACCCAAGCGGUUGGGUAAGCCACAGCUGGAAGACGAGAUCCGAAUCACCGUUCACAUUGCCGAACUGCUCUCCCGUCAACGAUAUCUGAUCCAACUCUGCCGGGCCCUUAUGAAGUAUGGCGCCCCUACACAUCGGCUGGAAGAGUAUAUGAAGAUGACUGCUCGCGUACUCGAGAUUGAUGGGCAAUUCCUCUAUCUUCCAAGCUGCAUGAUCAUAUCUUUCGAUGAUGCAUCUACCCAUACCACCGAAGUGAAAAUGGUCCGCUCGGCCCAGGGGGUUGACCUAGGGAAACUUUCCGACGUGCAUGUCAUCUACAAAGAAGUGAUCCAUGAUGUGAUAGGGGUUGAAGAGGCCAUCCAGCGGCUUCAAGAGAUCAUGAAGAAGAAGAACAAGUACCCCGUGUGGGCUCUCAUCCUCCUUCAUGGGCUGGCCAGCGCGUCUGUUGGCCCCUUUGCCUUCAAUGCUAGGCCUAUCGACAUGCCUAUUGCAUUCUUGCUUGGGUGUCUCCUGGGCAUCCUCCAACUCGUCCUCUCGCCUCGAUCCCACCUAUACGCCAACGUCUUUGAGAUAUCCGCCGCCGUUCUGACCUCCUUCCUUGCGCGGGCCUUUGGAAGCAUCCGGUACGACGGAGGGCGAUUAUUCUGCUUCUCUGCUUUGGCUCAGUCUUCUAUUGCCCUUAUCCUCCCUGGUUAUAUGGUGCUGUGUGCCAGUCUGGAACUGCAGUCACGCAGCAUUGUGGCCGGCUCUGUCCGCAUGGUCUACGCGAUCAUCUACUCCUUAUUCCUUGGAUUUGGCAUCACAAUUGGUACCGCAGUCUACGGCCUGUUAGACUCCGAUGCCUCCUCCGAUUACACCUGUCCUGCCAGUCCAAUAAAGAACGAAUACCUUCAACAUUUCCCCUUCGUCAUCGUCUUCACUUUCUGUCUCGCUGCAAUCAACCAAGCAAAAUGGAAGCAAAUGCCCAUGAUGCUGGUCAUCUCAUUUGCCGGAUACGUGACCAACUACUUCGGCGCAAAGCGAUUCUACUCCAGCACCCAGAUAUCCAGCGCCCUAGGCGCCUUUGUGAUUGGUGCAAUCGCAAACUUGUACAGUCGACUCCGCCACGGAUUCGCAGCAGCAGCCAUGCUCCCGGCCAUUUUCGUCCUCGUUCCGUCUGGCCUGGCGGCGAGCGGCUCAUUGAUCUCGGGUAUAGCCUCUGCAGAGCAAAUUACCUCCCACACGACGCCUUACUCUGUCGUGGCCAACGGUACCCAGGGCUUUGUCGAUGCCGCCAAGAACAUGACACAAAGCUCCUCUCAGAACUACCAAGGGGUGGUCUUUGACAUUGGCUAUGGAAUGGUCCAAGUUGCUAUUGGAUUCACCGUGGGACUGUUCCUCGCUGCCUUGGUUGUUUACCCACUAGGCAAGAAGCGAAGCGGACUCUUCGCUUUCUAAAAAAAAACCUUUAUUAUUGAUUUCUGUCUUUCUUUUUUCUUUCUCAUUUUACUAUAUCACACCUCGUGUCUGUUUGUCUUUGUCCUGAUUUUUUUUUACGGAAGCGGGUUGGAUUAGUCAUGUUAUUCAGCGUGGUUUUGGAUGAUUUGAUUUGAUUUAAACAACGCAUUUGUUG
Molecule: messenger RNA, 2773 nt
Organism: Aspergillus ochraceoroseus IBT 24754
Lineage: Eukaryota; Fungi; Ascomycota; Eurotiomycetes; Eurotiales; Aspergillaceae
Exons: 1
Coding region: 1-2598 (865 amino acids)
Biological process (GO): transmembrane transport
Molecular function (GO): transmembrane transporter activity
Source: RefSeq, a predicted model, not a curated record